UGGGCACACUUUGCUGUAAAUUCUUCGGGUUUCAAUAACGUUAACAUUUUCUGUGCUGUACACGUUUUGGAAAAUAUGGUUGACGAACAGCUCUCAAGUGCUUUAAGGGACUUGCCCAGUAGGGCACUAUGUGUGCCUGUGGAGGAACGGCAACUUCUUUUUAGAAAUGUGUCAGCAGUUCUACGAAAUCCCGGUAUAACUUCAGCAGUAAUACGUGGCAUAUGUAAAGUCAUAGCAACAACGAUAACCAAAUACAAGGAUCUUCCAUCUCAGCGAAUAGUUCGGGAGCUCAUUGUUGAUCUCUUAUGCGUUCAUCAUGAUUUAACCAUAGAACAUAUGCUAAACGUCUUUAAAGCCAUUUUAUUCAAAGAAUUUGCGGGUGUUUCGCCUCAAAAGACAUGCAAAUCGGCUCUUAUUGCUUUGGGAUGGAUUUGUCUCAUAGAGAAAUCAGCUAAUCGGGACUCCAAUAUCUACAAGUCAGAAAAAAAAAGGUUAAUUGAAUAUCAGUCAUUGUUAUUCCAAAGCACUUUACUGUCUUCGUACCAACGAAUUACAGAUGCAAGAACUAAAAUAUUAUAUGAAUUAUGGGAAAAUAUUACAAUUUUUAAUGAAACCUUGGACAUUUUAUUUCAAAUGGAAGCUACGACCAACAUUACUAUUAUUUUAAUGACCAUGGUUCAGUUUGAAUCUAAAAACGAGAAGUCUUUUAUUUUAAAUAAAUAUACUGAAAAGUUAUCUGAAUACUUCGUCAAGAGUAUGGUUUCAUGCAAAUAUAAGCCAGAUAAUGCAUUAAUCAAGGCAUGCCGUCCUCUAUUGGAAUCGCUUACCGAAUCUGAGUUUGAUUCAUUUAUAUAUCCUUUGCAAAGGUCAAUUUUACGCAGUCCCGAAAAUACACUUGAAACUAUUGGUCUAAUAUUUGACAUGGUUAAUUUUGACUGCAGCCCUUAUGCCCAGAAAAUGGGAAAUAUUCUAAUAAAAAAUUUAUACAGUAACACGGAUACAGCACGCCGCGAGUCCCUUGAAUCAUUAAAACGAAUGUCCAUGAAAUGCUCCGAUUGCAUUAUAGUAAAAGAGUUAUUAGAGCAUAUCUUUUCUGUGUUAAAUGGAUCUGAUGGAAAAAUAAAUGUUAUUGAAUAUCGUCUGAAUAUAUUACAGGGUGCUGGCUUUUUGAGCUUCAACAACAUAGACCAGAAUAAUUUGCCCCAUAUUUUAAAUCAAGCUGUGACCUUGUUUCGGAAAGCCCUGGAAGUUGAGACCCAGGAUAAAGUUAUUUGCUGCAUUUUGGAAAUGUUUGCCUUGUGGACUCAAAAGUUCAGAAACGAAUUACCUAUUGUCAUUAUAAACAUUUUUAAAAGUGGUAUCAAGCAAAAACACUCAAAUCAAAUAAGGCAAAGUUAUCUUGAAUGGUUUCUGCUGUCGGUAAAAAAUACAAAGAUGGCCAACCCUAGCUGUAUAGUACCAGAUCUAAUAUCUUUAUAUACUAAAGCAUUACAAAAUUCAUCUCAGUUUAGUAACUUGUCUGAAGCAGCCUGCAUUGCCUGUAUACUGCUUAUAUUGGAAGAGCCAAACGAAAGCGAAUUUUUUUUUUGGUCUACAGUUUUUGAUAUGAACAAAAAAUACUUCUUUAACGAAAAAUUUAUUGCAACAGCUUCAAUUGAGACACUGUGUAAUUUAUCAUUGAUGAGUAAAAUAUUGCUAAAUUCCUAUUCUGAAAAAAUUAAAGGAGACUUGUGUCCCUUAAUUCGUGCUCUAAUUUAUAACUUGUGCAAUAAUUCUUUGAAGGUUAGAACAUUUACAAUGUUGGAGAUUCGACAGAUAAUAAAUGGUUCAAAAGGAGUAGAGUUCAUAAGGUUAGCUUUAUCUGAAUUUGAUAAACGAAUUAAUUCGAUCACCAUUCAAAAUGAUGGUGAUAUUUCGAUCGAUCAAUUCGGAACACCGACGCAAGCAUAUGUUGAUGCUUUACAAGUUUUAACAAGUUUAACGCAAAUUAAGCAUCAUGAAUCUAUUGCAGUUGCUGAAGAUCUAUUACUUAUUUCAAAUCAUCCUGCAAUCGUGUUAAAUAAUCAGCAUUUAUGGGAAAACACAAUCGAACAGAACUUUAAAAUAUGUCCUCAAGACUUCAUAUUAGAAAAAAUAUAUAUCCUUGAUAAAUAUAUCGAAAAUUUUAAACCUUCGGCGUCAUACGAAAAUACCAUAUCAGCACUUGUUCGUAUUUCUCCCAGUGUGAUAAUUCCCUUAGUAGUUCUGCAUUUAAAAAACUAUCUAUGUAAUUCAAAACAUUAUGACGCUUCCAAUGAGGAAUACUUAACAUAUUUGACUCCUGAAGGCGAGUUAUAUGAUAAGAGCGUAAUUCCUCACAUAGACUCACAGUAUGAUACUGUUCGUAUUAAACGAGAAAACAAAGUAUAUAGCUACAAAGAACAAUUGGAAGAGAUCCAACUGCGACGUGAAAUUGAUGAGAAAAGGCAGAAGGAAGGAAAAUCAAAAACUAUCAAACUUACUCAAAAACAAGAGGAACAAAUAAAAAAUCAAGCAGAAAAGGAGCUACGCAUAAGAUUGCGCUUAAGCCAAUUACAUGAAAAACUGAUUUCAAAAAUACACUUGCUUAAAUCAUCAUGUAAUGGAAAUGGUAAACAGCUCGCACUACAUUUUUAUACUUUGUUAAAUGAUAUUUUAAAAGCUUCGAAAAGCCCUUUAAGUGCAAAGCUCCUUACAGAUCUAUAUUUAUUUCUGCAUACUAUGUGCUUUAAACUGCACCCAAAGCUUGGUCGUACUAUUGCGCUAGCCACAAUAAAACUUCAGAAUCCGUCAUGUCUAUUAGGAGAGGAAUAUGAAGAAUUAAAUUUACAUAACGCUAUCCCAGAUAUUAUUCUUGAUCUUGACAAUUAUGUGAAAUCCAGUCUUUUGGACUCGCCAUCAUUUUCGUAUGCAUUUGAAUUUAUAAAGCGGGCAAUAUUGUUUUUGAACAUUGAUUCAAAUACUGAACUUAUUUCGAAAUGCAUUCAAAUAAUAGCUUCACAUACCGUGGAAAGUGCUGUAACUAAUUGUAACCCGAAAUUUAUGCCUAGAUUGGGCAUGUUUGAAAUUUUGCUAUAUCUAUUUAAAAACAAUGCAAAACUGAGAGAACAAACCGCAUCUGCUGUUAUAGACGUUGCAAGAUAUUCAUAUGAAGAUGCUUUUUGUGUUGAGACAUAUAACCAAAUUAUAAGUAUAUUUUUAGAAGUCUUGCAAUAUAACGUAGAUCCUGUCAGAAAUCUUGCAUUACAAGCAUUAGAAAUAAUGGUAGAACCAAUAAAAAGACAUAUACAAAUUGAUGAUAGUCUUAAACAAGAAAUUACAAAUAGAUUCUGGAUAGCAAAAUUUGAUUCAGCUGAAGCAAAUAGGGAUCUUGCCAUCGAUAUCUGGAAUAAGGCAAAAUUAUCUUCACCAAAAUUUAGUGAUGUUAUUUAUGAUAUUAAACACCCAGAACAGUGUAUACAAAAAUCAGCUUCAGAAUCCCUUAUGCCACUCAUAUCUGGUGAUGAAAUUUUAACGAAAUGCGCAAUAAAAACAUUGUUUGCUAUUUACAAUGAAAUGUUAACCCUUAUACCACCUGUAUUAGAUAAAUUCAACCGUGAAAUCGAACCCUCUACGGAUCAGUGGAAACCACGAAGAGGUGUGGCUAUUGCUUUCUCUACACUCGCGCCUAUUUUAUGUAUUGAAGAUAUUAAUGAUAUAAUGAAUUUUAUGGUGUCCCAGGGACUUGGAGACCGGAAGGAUGUCGUUCACAAAGAAAUGCUAGCAGCCGCAUUACAAAUCGUUGAUAUACACGGUAACAGGAUAAUAGUAUACUUAUUGCCAGUUUUUGAAGAUUUCCUUGAUAAAGCGCCGAAAUCUCAAAGUUAUGACAACAUUCGGCAGGCAGUUGUUAUAUUAAUGGGUUCGUUGGCUCGACAUUUAGAAAAGAACGACAAAAGAAUUGAUCCUAUAGUAAAGAGACUUUUAACAGCACUAUCAACGCCAUCCCAACAAGUCCAGGAAGCUGUAUCAAAUUGUUUACCGCAUCUUAUGUCUUCUGUAAAAGAUGAAGCCCCUGCCAUGAUAAAAAAACUUUUACAUUCUUUGGCCAAAUCUGAUAAAUACGGUGAAAGGCGUGGAGCUGCGUAUGGCAUUGCUGGAAUAGUUAAAGGUCUUGGAAUUUUGUCCUUAAAACAACUUGAUAUAAUGUCCAAGCUGACAACUUACAUACAAGAAAAAAAAAAUUAUAAGUCACGCGAGGGAGCUUUAUUUGCCUUUGAGGUAUUAUGUACUACACUAGGUCGUUUGUUCGAGCCGUAUAUAGUUCAUGUAUUACCACACCUUCUUCAGUGCUUUGGGGAUUCAUCACAAUAUGUUAGACAAGCAGCGGAUGAUACAGCCAAAGUUGUUAUGGGUAAAUUGUCCGCACAUGGAGUUAAACUAGUACUUCCGUCACUUUUAGAAGCCCUUGAUGAAGAUUCCUGGAGAACGAAAACGGCAUCUGUUGAAUUGUUAGGAGCUAUGGCAUUUUGUGCACCAAAACAACUAUCAUCUUGUUUACCUAGUAUAGUUCCAAAAUUAAUAGAAGUGUUGGGAGACUCCCACACAAAAGUACAGGAAUCUGGCGCGGAAGCUCUUAAAGUAAUCGGGUCUGUUAUUAAAAAUCCCGAGAUCCAGGCCAUUGUUCCUGUGCUCUUGGAUGCAUUAGAAGAUCCCUCUAAUAAUACAUCUACUUGCUUGCAAAGCUUACUGAAAACUAAAUUCGUUCACUUUAUUGACGCUCCUUCCUUAGCCCUUAUCAUGCCAGUGGUGCAACGUGCUUUUAUGGACCGUUCUACAGAAACUAGAAAAAUGGCUGCACAAAUUAUAGGAAAUAUGUAUUCACUAACAGACCAAAAAGAUUUAGCACCGUACCUACCUAGUAUAAUUCCUGGUCUAAAAUCAUCUUUAUUAGACCCAGUGCCUGAAGUGAGAGCUGUAUCUGCUCGUGCACUUGGAGCAAUGGUUAAGGGUUUGGGCGAAGGUUCAUUUGAAAAUUUAUUGCCAUGGCUAAUGGAAACUUUAACUUCAGAGUCAAGCAGUGUGGAUCGCAGUGGAGCAGCACAAGGCCUUUCUGAGGUAGUUGGAGGACUUGGAGUCGAGAAAAUGCAUAAACUUAUGCCGGAAAUUAUUACGACUGCUGAAAGAAUCGAUAUUGCUCCACACGUAAAAGAUGGAUAUAUAAUGAUGUUUAUAUACAUGCCAGGAGCUUUUCCAGAAGAAUUUACGCCAUAUAUCGGUCAAAUUAUAAAUCCAAUUUUAAAAGCAUUAGCAGACGAAAGCGAAUAUGUGAGGGAAACAGCACUAAAGGCUGGUCAGCGAAUUGUUAACUUAUAUGCUGAGACAGCAGUGGCCCUUUUACUUCCUGAACUUGAAAAAGGAUUAUUUGAUGAUAAUUGGCGCAUCAGAUAUAGCUCAGUGCAAUUACUAGGAGAUUUGUUAUAUCGUAUUUCAGGAGUAUCUGGAAAGAUGACUACAGAAACAGCAAGCGAAGACGAUAAUUUCGGAACUGAACAUUCACACACUGCUAUUAUUCGAUUUUUAGGCGAUGAACGUAGGAACCGGGUAUUAUCCGGACUUUACAUGGGUCGUAGUGACGUUUCGUUAAUGGUCCGACAAGCUGCGCUACAUGUAUGGAAGGUAGUUGUGACAAAUACUCCAAGAACACUGCGCGAAAUUCUUCCCACAUUGUUUGGUUUACUUUUGGGAUGUUUGGCAAGUACCAGCUUUGACAAAAGACAAGUGGCCGCACGAACAUUGGGCGAUUUAGUUCGAAAACUAGGUGAAAGAGUUUUACCCGAAAUUAUUCCUAUUCUUGAAAAUGGAUUAAACUCUGAUCACCCAGAUCAACGACAAGGGGUAUGUAUAGGCUUAUCGGAAAUAAUGGGAUCUACAUCAAAAGAAAUGGUUUUCACAUUUGUGAAUAGUUUGGUUCCUACAGUACGCAAGGCCUUGUGCGACCCCUUACCAGAAGUUAGAGAAGCUGCCGCAAAAACAUUUGAAUCCUUGCAUAGUACAGUUGGCUCACGUGCAUUAGAUGACAUUCUGCCGUAUAUGUUAGAAGGCCUGUCCGACCCGGACCCCUUAGUUGCCGAGAAUACAUUAGAUGGUCUGAGACAGGUAAUGUCCAUUAAAUCAAGGGUAGUACUACCAUAUCUUGUACCACAGUUAACUUCCAAACCUGUUAAUACAAAAGCAUUAUCUAUUCUGGUAUCUGUUGCGGGUGACGCAUUAACCAAGUACUUGCCUAAAAUAUUAGCUGCUCUAUUAGAAGCAUUAUCAGAGUCUUAUGGAUCCCCACAUGAGCAGCAAGAGAUUGAUUAUUGCCAAACUGUCAUAUUAUCGGUUACGGAUGAAACUGGUAUUAGAACAAUUAUGGAUAUAUUACUUAUUUCUGCAAAUUCGAAUGAGCUUUGCACACGGAAAUCAUCAGCAGGUUUGCUGUCUGCAUUUUGUAUUCACUCGCAAGGAAAUUACUCACAAUACAUCCCGCAACUGUUACGAUGCUUAGUUAGAUUAAUGGUUGACAACGAUAAGGAUAUAUUACAGAAGUCAUGGGAAGCUCUUAACGCUGUUAUUAAAGGUCUAAAUUCAGUACAACAAAUUAAUCACGUAUCUGAUGUUCGUCAGGCAGUGAGGUUUGCAGCUAGUGAGUUAAAAGGCCCAGAGCUACCAGGUUUCUGUUUGCCUAAGGGAAUUACUCCUCUUUUGCCGGUUUUCCGAGAAGCUAUUUUAAAUGGUUUGCCAGAGGAAAAAGAAAACGCAGCACAAGGUUUAGGUGAAGUAAUUUUUCUAACUAAUGCACAAUCUCUUCAACCCUCUGUCGUGCAUAUAACUGGCCCGCUAAUAAGAAUAUUAGGGGACCGUUUUAAUGCUGCAGUUAAAGCAGCUGUAUUAGAAACAUUGGCCAUAUUGCUUAAUAAAGUUGGAGUUAUAUUAAAACAAUUUUUACCACAGCUCCAGACCACUUUUCUGAAAGCGCUGCAUGAUCAAAACAGAAACGUAAGAAUGAAAGCUGGAAAAGCAAUCUCAGAGUUAGUUGCGAUUCACUCAAGAGCAGAUCCAUUAUUUAAUGAAAUUCAUAAUGGCAUAAAAAAUUCAGAUGAUUCCUCUAUUAGAGAAACAAUGUUACAUGCUCUUCGAAGUAUUCUGAGUCCUUUUGGAGAUAAAAUGACUGAGCCGAUAAAAAAACAGAUUUAUUUUACCUUAUUAAGUAUGAUCGGUCAUCAAGAAGACGUCACUCGAAAAUGUGUUGCUGGAUGCCUGGGAGCCAUGUUAAAGUACAUAACGGCAGUGCAAGUGGAUAAUUUAUUUAAUACUUUAAUACUACCUGAUAAUACAGAUGAUAUAUUAGUUAAACAUGGAUAUACUGUAGUUUUGUUCGUUGCUUUAAAAGAAUGCCCCAAUGAAGUGCUUACGACAAACCUAAAAGAAAAAGUAACUUUAUAUGUUCUGGCCAAUAUUUUAUCAGACAAAGUGCUGAUUGCUUGCAAUGCUAUCAGAGCUGCCACCUACUAUGUGGAGUAUUUUAUAGUUAAUGAUUAUAAACCUCCAAUUAAUGUGAUAGUUGCACUAGCAAGAGCUAUGAAUCAUAGCAGUAAUGAUGUCAAACAAUUGGUCCCGAAAAGUUGUACUUAUCUUUCCAAAAGUUUAAUAACCUACCAAUUUAAUCUCGAUGUUUUGAAGUGUCUGGUACCUAUGUUAGUAAAUGGCACUAAGGAAAAGAAUGGAUAUGUGAAAUCGAAUUCUGAGCUUGCAUUAAUAUCUAUUUUAAGAUUACGAACUGAUGACUCCACUCUUACGAAAAUUUCAGAUAUCUUAGAUUCGGGUGCUAAAGACUCGUUAAAUGACGUUGUAACAAAAGUCUUAAAACGCACAGCGUCCCAGGCAACAGUUAAAGAAGAAGAAUUAGAUGAUACAUUACUAACAUAAUGAUUAAACUUUUGAAUUGUAAUACAUAAAAUUUGAUAAA
This is a messenger RNA of Drosophila serrata, 8008 nucleotides long. Its product is annotated as lethal (3) 80Fj. Gene Ontology annotation, molecular function: protein binding; protein kinase regulator activity. The record is from RefSeq and is a predicted model, not a curated record. Lineage: Eukaryota; Metazoa; Arthropoda; Insecta; Diptera; Drosophilidae. Gene Ontology annotation, biological process: regulation of translation; cellular response to amino acid starvation. Gene Ontology annotation, cellular component: cytosol.